AACGCAAAAGCUCAGCGGCGCCGUCAGGAAAGCACGGCAGCGGCGCGGAGUAAACGGCGACGGCUCCGUUACAGAGCUCAAUUUGCGUUGUUUUAUAACAGUCCAAGAGACAUACCGGGACAGGCCUCUUGCCUCCGAGCCACGUACUUUUGCUCUUCCAGGCCAACGGCUGAUUGAAACGGCAACAGAUACCGGUACGAGUGAGGGACACCCACCCGAGAGCAUUACUACUUUGUCACUGUCCAGUUGGCGACGAGCGACAUAUCACACGCACACACACAAGCAAGAAGCUACCUUACCAUCAUGUACCGAGAGGGAUACCUCGUCAAGUGUGGCCGCAGUGCGUACGACCCACCGCAACUGAUCUACUGCGUAUUCGAGAACGGCGUAGUCCAGUACUACACGGAGAAAGGAGGUAUGAUUGUAGGCGAGCUCGAGCUGGCUGGACACGUGACCAAAGUGCGCGUAGAGAAGUCCACGCCCGGCAAGUUCCCGCAUCGCUUUAUAGUCUCCGUCGCUGCGGUGGUUCGUGUCGAGGGCCGUCGUAUGAAGCUGGGGGAGCCACGCUUAACCGAGUUCGCGGCUCCGACAAAUGACCUUAUGAAGGAGUGGGCCAACUCGUUGCACUUGUGGCGCCGUAUGAACUGGAAGGAGAACGUCAAGUUCUUCGACAACUCGAGUGAAAUAUCGCAAACCGAAGAGCUGGAGACGCUGCAGCUCCAGAUGCACACGCUCAAGACGGUGCGGGGCCGCUCCGUCUCCGCCAACAAGUUUAGGAAGCCAUUUGUCAACAUCAUGCACGGCCAGCCCUCGCCUACGAUCAAGAAGCUUCGUCAGAUGAUCAUGCACACGGGCUCGACGGCCUGCACCAGCACCGCGUAAGAAGCGGCAUUUAUCGUUCGGUGCGCUGAACUGGAAGCCAGUGCCGCCACGUUGUUUAUUAUGCAUGUCGUAUAGAGCCAUGCGACCAGUGGCUGCGCCCACCGGGCCUCAUUUUGGUGUACGUCACGAGGUCAAUUUUGUGUGUAAAAAAUACAGAG
Phytophthora infestans T30-4 is the source of this 1040-nucleotide messenger RNA. RefSeq lists its product as uncharacterized. The transcript has 2 exons. Bases 304 to 882 code for a protein of 192 amino acids. NCBI's taxonomy places the organism in Eukaryota, Oomycota, Peronosporomycetes, Peronosporales, Peronosporaceae. The record is from RefSeq and is a predicted model, not a curated record.